AUGGGAACACGGCCCGACGGCACCCGUGUUCCCAUGGAGAUUGUGCUGAUGGAGAAGGUGGGCUCAGGCUGCCACAGCAUCAUCCAGCUCCUGGACUGGUUCGAGCUGCCUGACAGCUUCGUGCUGGUGCUGGAGCGUCCGGAGCGAUCCCGGGAUCUCCUGGAGCUCCUGCAGGAGCAGGAGUUCCUGAGCGAGGAGGCGGCGCGCUGGCUUUUCUGCCAGGUGCUGGAGGCCGUGCGGCACUGCACCGCCUGCGGCGUCCUGCACCGGGACAUCAAGGCAGAGAACCUCCUCGUGGACCCAGAGAGUGGCGACCUGAAGCUCAUCGACUUCGGUUGCGGCACCUUUCUCCAGGAGCACCUCUUCAGGGAAUAUUUCGGAACACCCAUGUACUGCCCGCCCGAGUGGAUCUGCCUGCGCUGCUACCACGGCCACGCGGCGACCAUCUGGUCCCUGGGCGUGCUGCUCUAUGUCAUGGUCUGCGGCAUCCUCCCCUUCCAGGACGACCAUGACAUCGUGUCGGGGCAGCUCAUCUUCCGGCCGCAGGUCUCUCCAGAGUGCCGGCAUCUGAUCCACUGGUGUUUGGCCAAGCACCCCGUGGACCGGCCGCAGCUGGAGGAGAUCUUGCGCCACCCGUGGGUGUGGGGCGGGUGCCUGUGAUGCCUCGCUGGAGCCUCUGCAGCACCCACUUCUGCCGAGUCCCACGCAGGACUGAGGGCCGGGAAAAUAAACCAGCCACCAACCCACUGCGGGCUGUCAAGUGUGGUCCUUGUUGGCUACUUCAGCUAAAGAAACCUCUUGGCAAAAGGGCAAAUCAGAGCGUUCCCUUCAGCCUUUGUCCAGGUUUUGAUGCCUCCCCCCCAUGGCGGUGGUUUUGUGUCUUCAAGCUCAGGCUGUAGUGCAGGUACGGGGGACUUGAGCAAGGCAAGAACUGCAACAGUGAAGCAGCAGCUGCCCUUUCAAAGUGACACAGCAGCUUGGGGUCACCUGAAGUGACACAAGGAAGGGCCUGUGUGUGCAUUCCAAGGGUCACCAGGUGGCAGGAACAGAGACCUUGCUCCUCUCCAAAGCUCUGAAGAACAAUUAGAAGUGGCAAAAUGUCAUUUCAGGUUGAGCCCUGACAAAAGUCUUCCUCUUUCUUCCCCUGAAACGGGAAGCAGGGCUGGCCCUUUGACCAGCUGGGACUGCAGCGUCGUAAGUCAUAGGCAUGGAGCCCAUGGGAAAUGUUGAGAUGCUGGAG
Messenger RNA from Motacilla alba alba, 1240 nucleotides. Its product is annotated as serine/threonine-protein kinase pim-1-like. Gene Ontology annotation, cellular component: cytoplasm. The transcript has 4 exons. Gene Ontology annotation, molecular function: protein serine/threonine kinase activity; ATP binding. Gene Ontology annotation, biological process: regulation of mitotic cell cycle; negative regulation of apoptotic process; protein autophosphorylation. The record is from RefSeq and is a predicted model, not a curated record. Lineage: Eukaryota; Metazoa; Chordata; Aves; Passeriformes; Motacillidae. Bases 1 to 660 code for a protein of 219 amino acids.